Molecule: messenger RNA, 438 nt
Organism: Rhodamnia argentea
Lineage: Eukaryota; Viridiplantae; Streptophyta; Magnoliopsida; Myrtales; Myrtaceae
Product: disease resistance protein RUN1-like
Exons: 2
Coding region: 1-438 (145 amino acids)
Biological process (GO): defense response; signal transduction
Molecular function (GO): ADP binding
Source: RefSeq, a predicted model, not a curated record
AUGAAGAGCGGGGGGCAUGUUGUCUUGCCCAUAUUUUACAGGGUUGAACCGGCCCAUGUGCGACACCAAAUAGGGAGCUUUGGAGAGACUUUCUCCUAUUUAAGUGGGAAGUAUGUUGAGGAAGACGUAGCGAAAUGGAAACAAGCACUCCGAGAGGUGGCUUCCCUAAAGGGAUGGGAAUCAGAGAGAGCUGCUGACGGCGAUGAAGGAGAAUUGGUGAAAAUCGUCGUCAGAAAAGUUUUGAGCGAGUUAAAGAAGGCCUUUCAGCUGCUUGUUCCCGAACAACUUGUUGGAAUUGAUGAUGCUGUGGAGGAUAUCUUGAGAUUGCUGGAUGAUAAACUUGGUGCCACCCAAAUUGUUGGUAUUUAUGGAAUGGGGGGCAUUGGUAAGACAACUUUAGCCAAGGUCGUCUACAUCAAGCUCUCUGACCAAUUUUAG